UGAAAAGUGAUCCAUAGACAGUUGGCUAAUUAACACGUAUCCAUGUGUAUAUAUAUAACACACAGUCACAGAACCAUAGCAAACACCACAAAAAACACACAAACAGAUAAAACGAUCUCGUUGUUUGCUUUCUCAAGAAUUAACAAUGGAGGCAACGAAGAUGAAACUCGUUGAGGCUGUCUUGGUGGUUAUGAUGGCUUUCUCUGCUCUGCAACAGGCUGCCGCCGUGGAGGCUCCAGCUCCGAGCCCUACCUCUGACGCUUCCUUGUCUAUCCCUGCUUUUGUCGCCACCGUAGCCACUCUGGCGUUUGGGUUUCUAUUCUGAGCACAUUCGUUUUGAUUUUUAUUUUUUUAGUUUAUGUAGAAAUCAUAUUCUUGAUUUCAUAAUUUAUUUUCACUCUUGUGUAUUGUUUAAAGCUUUGCCACAUCCGAUAUCAAUAAACGCAUCCCUGUCAGUUUCUUUGUA
Raphanus sativus (radish) is the source of this 466-nucleotide messenger RNA. RefSeq names its product arabinogalactan protein 13-like. NCBI's taxonomy places the organism in Eukaryota, Viridiplantae, Streptophyta, Magnoliopsida, Brassicales, Brassicaceae. The record is from RefSeq and is a predicted model, not a curated record. The coding region runs from base 146 to 325 and encodes 59 amino acids. The transcript has a single exon.